Phytophthora nicotianae INRA-310 is the source of this 2323-nucleotide messenger RNA. RefSeq lists its product as hypothetical. The record is from RefSeq and is a predicted model, not a curated record. The transcript has 4 exons. The coding region runs from base 548 to 2179 and encodes 543 amino acids. Lineage: Eukaryota; Oomycota; Peronosporomycetes; Peronosporales; Peronosporaceae.
AGUGAGUUUUUGACGUUGAAAAUGCUUGAAACGACCUCGCCAGGAAUAGCGUGGACGGCUGAGUAUGGGAGGCUCCACAGGAGAGCGGUUGCAUUCACUGGUGACUUCCAACGUGCUCCGCCUGGUCGCGGCUAGUUGAGGUUUUUGCCUCUAGCAAACGAGUCCGAGCACAGACUUAGAACGACUGGAAUAGUGAUAGGAAUAUCCGAGGAAAAAUGUUCAUGAACGGUUCGUCGUUCGAUGACGACACCCCCUCUCGGGGCGGAUCAAGGGGGAGAAAGGGUGGGGGCCGCGAUGACGACGUGUCAAACGCGGUGGAGGUGCUCACGCUGGACGACCACCGCACCGGAAGUGGUGGGAUGUCCGCUCACCCGAAUUCCCUUAAGGACGACGACUUGGAAGGUGAACUAGGAGGGGCGGAAUACCUUUCAGGUGCCCGCUCCAGCGUCAUCCAGCAGCAACGCGAACUGCAGAAGAAAAAGCUCCAGGAACGCAUGGGAGGGGGUACGACGAAGUCGGAUGUUGGCCUUGGCUUUAGAGAUACUUAAUGUCAAAGUCUGUAUGUGCAGGUGUUGUACGCACUUCCCUUCCCAAACAAUACUCUGCUCCGCGAUCGAUGGAUGUCGAUGAAAGACCUUCACGCUUCGGUCGAGACGACGACGAGCUAGACAAUGACUCAUCACGAGCUUCUGGGCGUCGUGCAGGGUCUUCGCGGCAAAACGCAAGCAGCCGCGGCGGCUCUGGGGGCCAGUCGUACUCUCGUCGCAGCCGCGGCGAUUCUGACGAUGAUGAUGACCGACGCUCGAGUCGUCCUGGUGGCUCACGUGACUGGGAUCGAGACCGUGACCGUGAACGCGAUCGGGAUCGCGACCGAGACUAUGACAGGGACUACGAUCGUGAUCGUGGAGGCAGCCGUGAUCGAGACCGCGACCGAGGCGGACGAGGCGAUCGCAGUUACUCUCGUGACCAAGAUCGCGACCGAGGUCGGGCUCGGGACCGUCGCAGUGACAGCGAUGAUUCGGAUCGUGAUCGCUCGCGAACCCCCAAAGGUGCUCGCAGCGGAUCUCGCCGUGGCAAGGAAUAUGACGAUGCUCCAUCCAAGAGUUCCAAACGUGGAUCAGCCAACAGCGGUCGUGGAGGGCGUGACGAUGACGACGACGAUCACCGUGGCGCCUCGGGUGGCCGUGGGGGAUUCGUACGCAACGUGAAUACACGCGGACGUUCUGACUCCCGCUCACGGUCACGGUCUAGAUCUCGCUCGCGAUCUCAGUCCCGAUCAGCAUCGGAUGCUUCGUCGGACGAUGAUCGCAACCGGCAUGCACCCACUUCUCCAUCGAGUGGACGUGACGGUGAUAAAGGCCGAGCUGCCACUGCAAAUGUGCGGAAGCCGAAACUUGACAUCACGGACAUGCGUGCGUUCACCAUGCGCCCCAUUCCCAAGGCCUACGAUGUGGUGGAGUGCUACAUUGAGCGCAACAAGUCUGGCGCGAACAAGAUGUUCCCUGAGUACUGUUUGUACAUGAAGGAGGGUGACCGCUUCUUGCUCACGGCGAAAAAACGCCCGAAGAACCGCACCAGUAACUACCUCAUCUCACUACAGCGUGGAGAUUUGCUUCGACGUGGCAGUGACAACUACGUGGGCAAGCUACGUGCCAACUUCUUGGGCACCGAGUUCACGAUCUAUGAUAACGGCUCCAACCCAAAAGAUGCCGAUCAACAGACUAUCACGAGCAAUCCUGCAGGUAUUCGUCAGGAAUUGGGCAUUGCCAUGUACGCAGCCAACGUGUUGGGACACCGUGGGCCAAGGAAAAUGAAGGUUUGUGUUCCUCGUGUGCGUGAGGACGGCACACGCGUUGUCUGGAGACCACUAACCAAGGAAGAUGAGAUGGUUAACAAGUGUAAAGAGCAAGACCACACGAACCUUACGUACCUUAUUAACAAGCCUCCGCGCUGGAACGACCAAGUAUGCGCCUAUGUACUUAACUUCAAUGGCCGCGUGACCAUGGCUUCUGUCAAGAACUUCCAGCUCGUGACUCCAGAGGAUCAAGAGACUGUCGUGCUCCAGUUCGGACGAGUCGGCAAGGAUCUCUUCACUAUGGACUUCAGAUGGCCACUAUGCCCCCUCCAGGCCUUCGCCAUCACACUCAGCAGCUUCGACUCGAAGCUUGCUUGUGAGUAAAAGACCAGGAGAAGUAUGGUUGCUAGCAUGAGCGUUAGCGUGAAGGUCGAAACGUACAUAUUGACACCUUGAAUUCUGCAUAAACUACUGCAUCUAAGCAUAAUAAAAAGCUCUCAACUUUCUCCUUGUCAUUCGUGUUGCUCC